This is a messenger RNA of Leptopilina heterotoma, 1750 nucleotides long. RefSeq names its product retinol dehydrogenase 11-like. NCBI's taxonomy places the organism in Eukaryota, Metazoa, Arthropoda, Insecta, Hymenoptera, Figitidae. The record is from RefSeq and is a predicted model, not a curated record. The transcript is spliced from 6 exons. Bases 243 to 1205 code for a protein of 320 amino acids.
CGGAGCAUGAGUAAUAUCCCAACAGUUACUUUGAGUUGCUAUUGAAGAAGAGUGGAAUAAUGAUUUUAACCGAUUCUACAUCUCGUGCAUUCAAUACAAUAAUAUAAAUAUGUUUAAUUUAAUAUAAAAAAAAAUAUUUGAAAAAAAUUUUAAUUUAAAAAAAUAGAAAAUUGUAAAUAAAAAUUUAUAAAUUUAAAUAGAAAAUAAAAAUAAAAGAAAUUGUGUGAAUAUCAAAAUUUAGAAUGUGGCCCUUUAGUCGAACUUGUCAAAGUAAAGUCCGACUUGUCGGGAAAACUGUUUUAAUUACUGGGGCAAAUACUGGAAUUGGAAAAGAAGCAGCCAAGGAUCUUUACAGAAGAGGUGCCAGAGUGAUUUUAGCCUGUCGAGAUCUCACAAAAGCGAAUGCAGCAGCUGAAGAAGUGAAAUCGACGCUACCACUAAAACCUAAUCGACAACAAUUUCAAGGGGAAGUAGGCGAAGUGGUUGUUUAUAAAUUAAACCUAAAUAGUCUAGCAAGUGUUAGGGAAUGCGCAAAACAAAUAAUUAACUCCGAACCAAAUAUUCAUAUAUUAAUAAACAAUGCUGGCGUGAUGCUGUGCCCCUAUGAAAAAACUGAAGAUGGCAACGAAUGUCACUUGCAAUCAAAUCACUUGGGACAUUUCUUGUUGACUCUAUUGUUACUGCCAAAAAUCAAAGUUUCUGCUCCUGGUUGCAGAAUUAUUAAUGUCUCAUCUGUAGCUCACGAAAGAGGUCGGAUGAAUUGGAAUGAUUUGAAUUUAGAAAAUUCAUACACACCCAUGAAGGGAUAUACACAAAGUAAAUUGGCCAAUGUACUCUUCUCAAGAGGAUUGGUCAACAAAUUCAAAGAGGCUAAAAUCGAAGGAAUAAAUGUCUACAGCUUGCACCCAGGUGUAAUUGCAACUGAAUUAGGUCGACAUUUAGAUUCAGCAAUGUUCCCAGGAGCUCGAGCAUUAUUUGGUUUUAUUAUUGGCAAUUUUGUAAAAACACCUGAUCAAGGUUGUCAAACAACAAUUCACUGCGCGGUCGAUGAGGAAGCAGGAAACCAAACUGGACUUUAUUACAAAGAAUGUGCAGUAGCCUCCGCGUCUCCAAAUACACAAAGCGAUACCGAUGCUCUUAAAUUGUGGGAGGAAAGUACAAAAAUGGUGAAAUUGACGAAAGAGGAAGAUCCUUUUACCGUUUAAAAUUAUUUUCAAAUUAGAAAAUAUGUAACGCUCCUCGGUGAAAACGACCUACCUCCGAAAUAACAUUAGAAAAUAAUAACUGUUUACGGUAAAAGUAGCCUAAUUUUAUUUAGGAGAUAGGUUACUUUCACUAUGAGGUUGAGCAUCACAUCACAUCACGUAUAAAUUCAAAGUCAUUUCUCAUUUGGUGUUUUAAAAUUUUGAAAAUUAAAAUUAGACGAUACUGUAUACGCACAUAUGAAUGGUUUUAAUGGUUUUAUCGAUUUAUUGACUGUGGUUUAUUUAUAAUAAUAAUAAUAACAAUAAUAAUAAUAAUAAUAAUAAUAAUAAUAAUAAUAAUAAUAAUAAUAAUAACUAUACCAAACCAAACAAUCUACAUAAGAAUGAAAUGCAUCAGAUAUGAUUUUAUUCUUAACAUGGUGUGAAUAAUAAGAUAUGGUCGUCAAAAAUCUAGAAUAAUUAUUUUUUCGUGAUGGUUUUUAAUAAAAAAAGUUUUAAAUUAUUUAUUCAAUCAAAAAUUAUAUUUAAAUUUAUGUUUAAAUAUA